CCGAGUAGGUCACGGAUAUUUUGAUUUGCCUGGUGUACACAUUUACGCCUCCACGAAGCAUGGAGUACGUGUGUUGACGGAAGGUCUGCGUAAGGAACUUGUGGCGGCCAAAAGUCGAAUUCGUGUGACGGAGGUUAGCCCAGGAGCAGUGCAAACCGAAAUCAUCGACAACCUGCCGUCAGUUAAAGAGGGAAUGGCAGCGUCUCUGGGAAAAGACAUUUCCGACUUCUGGACGAUGCCGCACCUUAAGGCCGAAGAUGUCGCAGAUGCGGUCGCAUAUGCAGUGGCUACGCCCCCUCACGUGCAGAUUCACGAAAUUAUCUUGAGUUGCGUUGGAGAACCAUUUUAGACAGAAAAAACAAUUCAAACUUUUUGCAAAGGAUUGGAUUUAAUCAUGAGUAUAUUAUUUAAGUAUAAAAGCUGUGUGUAACUUAUAUAUAUUGAAAAUUUAAUAAUUUUUGAACCCCGUUAUAUUGUGUUUACAUAAUAAAAUACUUUACCUUACAAUAUAUUGUUACUUGUGAAACUCA
This is a messenger RNA of Gryllus bimaculatus (two-spotted cricket), 530 nucleotides long. NCBI's taxonomy places the organism in Eukaryota, Metazoa, Arthropoda, Insecta, Orthoptera, Gryllidae. The record is from the annotation of a GenBank genome assembly.